AUGGUCAAGCAACCGCUUUCUAUGCAAUAUAUAGAUCGGAAAGUCUUAAUGGAUUUCCUUGAUGCACUAUUUGGGUCACGCUAUGAAGUUGAGAAAGACAUUCAUAAUCUACUAAAGCCUGAGAUCGUACAGGGUGUCCUCGAGGACCAAGGGAUUGAAAAAGAGCAAUUGCAAGGUCUAGCAGACAAUAUCGUCAAAGGAAAGCGUGCCAUCUUCAGCAUCCUCGUCUGCAUUCGUGAGGUCCCUUCAAUAUGCAAAUUUGUGGAGGGUGAUCGGUUCGAUGAUCAGGACCAGAAACUUCCAUACGACUUAGAGGACCUACAUCCGAUAUUCAGCACCUCAUUAUCAAAGGAAUUCUACGAUCAGCAAUGGGAGUUUAUCGCUCCAAUUUUUUCAAAGAAUACGCUUCCUAGGGUGCUUGAUAAACAGAUUAUACUUCCUUUCAAGAAGGAGGAGGGUCCUAUCAGUUGUGGUGGUUUCGGGGACAUAUACAAAAUCCAGCUACACGACUCUCAGCAAUGUUUCUUCGAUGCUCCAGAGCAAUGGUGCGUCAGAAAAGAGUUUCAUCCCCUCACAACUAAAGAAAGCGAUUAUAAGAUCGAGCUCCGCAAUCUGUCAAUGCUCAAUUCCCUCAGACACUCGAAUAUCAUCGAGGUCCUCAGUGCUUAUACGUACAAGGGAAAGCACAACCUUAUAUUCCCAGCCCUGAGUGGUGACCUUUCGACCUUGCUUGAGUGCGAAAGGAGGCACGAAUUCACAGCUGAUAAGACAUUUGUGACCGCACUGGCUAAGCUGGCCUCCGCUAUUGAGGAGGUCCAUGAUUUCACAUCGCGAACGAUCGAUCUCCGACAGAUUGGAUGUCAUCAUGAUUUGCGCCCUAAAAAUAUCCUUGUAGAGGGUACAAACUUUGUCUUAGCGGAUUUCGGCCUCUCAAGAUUCAAGGAUACGUCGCAAACCUCAAAUACAAUGUACCAGAAAGGACUAGGAGAUUAUCUUGCCCCUGAAUGCCAAGACUUGGAUGGAGAGUUCACAAAACACAACAUUCGUCGAUCGAGUGAUAUCUGGUCGUUUGGCUGCAUCAUCUCAGAGAUUCUCACCUUCAUAAUAAGAGGGCCUGAUGGGGUUGAGAAAUUCUGGGAGCUGAGAGGAUUCAAAACCGGCAAGGCUAUUUUUCAUCUCUUCCACAAAGGGCCACAUAGCCCAAGUGACGAAGUGCACUCUUGGCUCAAAAAACUUACAAGUAGAAGUGCAAAGCCUGAGCUUUUAUUGGUUCAGCUUAUUGAAGCGAUGCUCUCUAUUGAGCCAGAUCUUCGCCCUAGUGCAAUGGCUGUGACAGCCCGGCUUUGCCUCAUUGCAUUAUAUUACACGGCGCAAGACGUCGAUAAAGCGUAUGGUGAGCUAUUCGAACAGGCGCAGCAUACAAACGGCAUGGUCGACGUCUUCAUCGAACGAGCUCGUUACACUAGCUGGAAGCAAGCUUGUGGUAUAUCCGACACUGAUGAUCUUGGCCACGUCAAUCAAGGCUUCACCUUGCAUCUCGAUAGUGCGCUAGAUCUACUGGAAAGGGUGAAGCGUGAAAUUGAUCUCAUUCUUCCUUUAGCGGGUGACAUACAGCCGAUACUUUUUCUGCCAAUUCGACAUCUAAACAAUCGUCUCUUGAACUUUCUACCGGUGGCAUUACAAGAGAGUGCUAGAGAUUUUCUCGAAAGCAAUAUCUUAACCAUGACGAAUGACCCUAAUGCUCUCAAGGAAGCCAAUUUGAGAUUCGAGGAUGACCCAAUGAACAAGAAUAUCAGCGCCCUGACAUCAAUUAAACGCAUGAGUCUUCUUGUCGACAGCCAAAAACUUGAGACCGAUGACACGAUGUGUAUCAACCGAACCCAAGUCAAAAUUGGGGAUGGAGUCGCGGACUUCAAUCUUGGCGAGUUCAACGAACCUACAGACCACCAAAACCGGUUCAUUUCAAUCGAAUGGCUCCGCUACAAUACCGAUGUUAUGAGCAAGGAGGAGGGCCUAGCCAGGCUCUCACGCUUAUCCGCGAUCGCACAACUCAUGAACUCUGCGAACCUGUCCCCACGCCUUCGCACUCUACACUGCUCAGCAUAUUUUCACGACCCGAAAAAUCUUCGCUUCGGUCUUGUCUUCGACCUCCCGCAAGUAGAUCCGUCACCAUCGUCAUUGAAAAACCCACUAUCCACCACGCCUAUCACAAAGCCACAAAUCUUCACACUCCACCAGAUAAUUGAAAGUACUCCCCCAUCUUUCCGCUAUCCUCUUCUCGGCGACAAAUUCAAGCUCGCCCACGCUCUUGCUCUCGCAAUCUCUGAAUUUCAUAAAGUAAAUUGGCUUCACAAAUCCAUCUCCUCCUUCCACACCAUUUUCCUCCCACCGCGUUCAAAACACCCCAAUCCCGCGGUCCAGAAUUUGACCGCACCCUACCUAAUUGCACAGAACCACUCUCGCCCAGAAGAUGCAAAGGAAUGGACGUUCGGCCCCACCGACACAGCGGAUAGCGCAUACCUCGACUACCAACACCCCGCUUAUUUAAGUCGCCCGCAGAACCGCUACAGGAAAGAAUACGACUAUUACAGCUUAGGGCUCGUCCUCCUGGAGAUCGGGUUGUGGGAGAGAUUGAGUUCUAUGAUUGAUGAAUGGAAAGGCAUUGCGCCCGGUGGGGUAAGAGAACGGUUGAUCAAGGAGAAGGUGCCGAAAUUGGGAAGGGCGAUGGGUUGGAGAUAUCAAAGGGCUGUUGAGAGGUGCUUGAAGGGGGAUGUCGAGGUUGUUGAGGAAGGAGAAGAAGAGGAGAGGGGAACAAGAGGAGGGAAAGGGACGUUUGAAGAGGUGGUAGUAAGAAGAUUGGGGGACUGCACGGCUUGA
Messenger RNA from Bacidia gigantensis, 2877 nucleotides. RefSeq lists its product as uncharacterized. Gene Ontology annotation, molecular function: protein kinase activity; ATP binding. Bases 1 to 2877 code for a protein of 958 amino acids. The record is from RefSeq and is a predicted model, not a curated record. Gene Ontology annotation, biological process: protein phosphorylation. NCBI's taxonomy places the organism in Eukaryota, Fungi, Ascomycota, Lecanoromycetes, Lecanorales, Ramalinaceae. The transcript is spliced from 3 exons.